AGGCAGAGUUGUGCACAGGUCAUUAGACUUGGGUUGGUAUACCCUUCCAAAUCCAGAGGACUUUCUUGGGUCAGAUCUGGAGAACUGAUAGGAACGAAGGGAGGGUGUUUCCUCUUUAGCUAGCCAAGAACCACAGAGCAAUGUGCAGAAGAAACAGCUCAUUCUCUUCUUGAAUAAGGAGUGUUUUGGGUUCUUGUUUUUUGAGGGAAAAAAAGAGAUGAGAGGUCUUUGCAUUGUGCAUUGGUUUUUCUUGCUGGGUUUGGUUUUCUUGAACCAUGGAAAUGCAGACCCAGUUGAAGAUAAGCAAGCUCUUCUUGACUUUCUGAACAACCACCCUCACUCUCGCUCUCUCAAUUGGGACAGCAACACUCCUGUCUGUGACCACUGGACUGGAGUGACUUGCAGUGCAGACAAGUCCCAUGUCAUAGCCGUCAGAUUGCCCGGGAUCGGAUUGAGCGGUCCAAUACCACCCAAUACUCUCAGCAGGGUUUCAGGGCUUGAGAUUCUGAGCCUUAGAUCCAAUGUCAUUAAUGGGCCGUUCCCUUCUGAUUUCUCCAAGCUAAAGAACCUGUCUUUUUUGUAUCUUCAGUUCAACAACUUCUAUGGGCCAUUGCCUGAGUUUUCAGCUUGGAACAACCUCACCAUUGUCAACCUGGCCAACAAUCAUUUCAAUGGCAGCAUUCCUGAGUCGAUUUCCAAUCUUACGCAGCUUUCAGCUUUGAAUCUUGCCAACAACUCUCUUUCGGGUGAAAUCCCUGAUCUUGAAGUGCCUAGGCUGCAGCAGCUCAAUUUGUGCAACAACAAUCUGAGUGGGAGUGUGCCGAAAUCGUUACAGAGGUUUUCCAGGGCAGUGUUUGGGGGUAACAGCAACCUUUCUUUCGCUAACUUUCCGGCUGAGGUUCCUCCUGUUGUUCCUGCUCCACCCUCUAAGAAGUCUAGUAAUGGUGGGAAGCUUGGUGAGACAGCAUUGCUUGCAAUUAUUGUUGCUGCUGUUGUUUUGGGGAUUGUGGCAUUUGCGGCUCUGAUACUUGUUGUGUGCUUAAGAAGGAAAAUGGAAGAUGGGGUUUCGGGGAAGUUGCAGAAGGGGGGAAUGUCACCGGAGAAGGUGAUAUCCAGGAGUCAGGAUGCGAAUAAUAGGCUGGUUUUCUUUGAGGGUUGUCAUUAUGCAUUUGAUCUGGAGGAUUUGUUGAGGGCUUCAGCUGAGGUACUUGGGAAGGGGACGUUUGGUACAGCUUAUAAGGCGAUAUUGGAGGAUGCAACGGUUGUGGUGGUGAAGAGGUUGAAGGAUGUUAAUGUGGGGAAGAAGGACUUUGAGCAGCAUAUGGAGAUUGUUGGCAAUAUCAAGCAUGAAAAUGUGGUUGAACUUAAGGCAUAUUAUUAUUCCAAAGAUGAGAAGCUGAUGGUAUAUGACUACCACACUCAGGGAAGCUUCUCCGCUAUGUUACAUGGUAGAAGAGGCGAGGAUAGAAUCCCUUUAGAUUGGGAUACACGACUAAGAAUAGCUAUUGGAGCAGCAAGAGGAAUUGCUCAUAUACAUACAGAGAAUGGUGGGAAGCUUGUCCAUGGAAAUGUCAAAGCCUCAAACAUCUUUCUCAAUACACAACAGUAUGGUUGUGUUUCUGAUAUUGGUCUGACAACAAUAAUGAGCUCACUGGCCGCACCUAUCUCCCGUGCUUCUGGUUAUCGAGCACCAGAAGUGACAGACACCCGGAAAGCAGCACAGCCUGCUGAUGUCUACAGCUUUGGGGUUAUGUUACUUGAACUCCUCACUGGAAAAUCCCCCAUCCAUACAACUGCUGGUGAUGAGAUUGUGCACUUGGUCAGGUGGGUUCAUUCAGUUGUUCGUGAGGAGUGGACAGCAGAAGUAUUUGACUUAGAACUGAUGAGGUAUCCAGGCAUAGAGGAAGAAAUGGUGGAGAUGUUACAGAUAGCAAUGUCUUGUGUGGCAAGGAUGCCGGAUCAGAGACCUAAGAUGCUGGAUGUAGUGAAGAUGAUAGAAAAUGUGCGGCACAUGGACAAUGACAAUCGUCCAUCUUCUGAAAACAGAUCAGAAAGCUCAACACCCCUCGGAUCAACACCACCACCACCAGUAGUUGGAACUCCACAAUCAACCUCUCAAGAGUGA
Fragaria vesca subsp. vesca is the source of this 2125-nucleotide messenger RNA. RefSeq names its product probable inactive receptor kinase At4g23740-like. The record is from RefSeq and is a predicted model, not a curated record. Gene Ontology annotation, biological process: protein phosphorylation. NCBI's taxonomy places the organism in Eukaryota, Viridiplantae, Streptophyta, Magnoliopsida, Rosales, Rosaceae. The transcript is spliced from 3 exons. Gene Ontology annotation, molecular function: protein kinase activity; ATP binding; protein binding. Bases 218 to 2125 code for a protein of 635 amino acids.